UAUUUUAGGGUUUUUGCAGUGUCUUUUAUACUCUUUUUACAUAUAUAGGGAGUCCUUAUCUACUUGUGUCUCUUUGUUCUUACAUUUCGCAAUCUGUUCCGAACCACACAGGCUUCAACAAAGAUGAAUGUGGAACGGUUGAUGAAGAUGGCCGGUUCUGUUCGAACCGGUGGAAAGGGUACAAUGAGAAGGAAGAAGAAGGCAGUCCACAAGACAACUACUACCGAUGACAAAAGGCUCCAAAGCACCUUGAAGAGAAUUGGGGUAAAUGCUAUCCCUGCAAUUGAGGAAGUCAAUAUCUUCAAAGAUGAUGUAGUUAUCCAGUUUCUAAACCCCAAAGUACAAGCAUCUAUUGCUGCCAAUACUUGGGUUGUUAGUGGCUCUCCUCAAACAAAGAAGUUGCAGGAUAUUCUCCCUAGCAUCAUCCAACAAUUAGGGCCAGAUAACUUGGAAAAUCUGAAGAAGCUAGCUGAGCAAUUUCAGAAGCAGGCUCCUGAAGCAGGAGCCACUGCACAAGAAGAGGAUGAUGAUGCAGUGCCAGAUCUUGUCCCGGGGGAGACUUUUGAAACAGCUGCCGAAGAGACUAAGACAGCUGCUGAGGAGACUAAGCCAGCUGCUGAGGAGACUAAGGCAUAGAGAACUAUGCCAUCUUCAUAUAUUUUUGUUGUCUUAAAAGAUUAUUCUCUUUAAAAAAAUAGAAUGUUUCAGGUGUUGCCCAAUGCUCAUUAAAAUACUUUUUUAAAUCUGCUCUUGAUGAUCUAACUUAGUUUUACUACUUGACUGCACCUGAGUUUGUCUAUUGUAUGUGCAUCAUUUUAUGUCGUAGUAAUCAAUUUUGUCCA
Messenger RNA from Lotus japonicus, 842 nucleotides. Its product is annotated as basic transcription factor 3-like. Bases 124 to 636 code for a protein of 170 amino acids. NCBI's taxonomy places the organism in Eukaryota, Viridiplantae, Streptophyta, Magnoliopsida, Fabales, Fabaceae. Gene Ontology annotation, cellular component: cytosol; nascent polypeptide-associated complex. The record is from RefSeq and is a predicted model, not a curated record. The transcript has 6 exons.